Molecule: messenger RNA, 1470 nt
Organism: Hemisphaericaspora subhashii
Lineage: Eukaryota; Fungi; Ascomycota; Pichiomycetes; Serinales; Debaryomycetaceae
Exons: 1
Coding region: 1-1470 (489 amino acids)
Biological process (GO): Golgi to plasma membrane protein transport
Cellular component (GO): trans-Golgi network
Source: RefSeq, a predicted model, not a curated record
AUGAUAUACGAAAGCAUAAUUAGCCCAGGUAAAGGAUUGGGCAAUUCCAUUAAAUUAGGAGGAUCAAUGUAUGAAAUUAUACAACAUUUAGAUAAAUUUAAAUAUAAAUUUAGAAUCAGUUAUAAUCCAACCAAAUUCUAUGAAAAUCCAAUUAUUGUGACUAUAAUUGAUUUGAAUAUUAGGUUAACUUUUAAUAAUCAACGUGAUCAGACUUUGGAAUUGAUAGAGGUUUUAGAUAUGAAUCGAAGUGGAGGAGGAGGAGGUGGUGGUGAGACAGGAGGGGGGUUGAGAUUGAUAUAUAAUGGACAUAAUUUGAAUGAGGUUGAGAUGCCCGUGAAUGGAUUAGAAACGACUUUGUCAUCUGCAAGUACGGUAGGAACUGAGAAUAGUGGAGGGAAUAAUAAUAAUUCGGGCAUUUCAUCCUUAACUAGUUCGAGAUCAACUUAUAAUACACAAUUAUCAAGUAUCGGACCCAAUUUCAAAUUGAUUUAUAAUAAGAUAUUUGGACCCACAUAUCCUGGGAAAUUAAAUGGGGCGAAAGAUGGAUAUAUUUUAUCAUAUCCGGGGAUUUCUUUCAAAUUCCGGAUAUUGAACGAGGAAUUAUUGAAUAAUAUUCGGGAUUUAGGUGAUGAGAGACAACAGGUAUUGAGUGCUUUGCUUAAUUGGGAUAACCCAUAUGACGUGACUUGUGAUUCUAUUGCGUUGCAUAAAGGGAAUUCUUGGGAGGAUUAUGUGGCCAAUAGAACAAAUGAAAGAGGUGGAGGUGAUGGUGGGAAUGAAAUUGAGAAUGUAGUAAUAAAUCUAGAUGAGGGUACGAUAACCAUCCAAAAGGCAGAUAAAAAGGAGAAUAUCAUCCAGAUUGGCAAAUCUACUCAACAAGAUGUUAUAAAUAUCCUAGGUCCUCCGGAAGAUUAUUUCAAUAAAUUUGAUUCUCGAUUAUUGAUUCAUAAUCAUUUAUCAAAUAUCGAACGAGAGAAUUCCGAGAAUGAUAUAAGUCAUUGCAAAUUCCAUAAUUAUUACAAAUAUGGAAUUGAUAUCUUAUACAAUAUAACCAAUUCCAAUAAUCAAAACAAAAUGAAUAAUUCAGUUAAGAAAGUAAUAAUUCAUAAUGGGGGGAUUACUGAGGGGUUAAAUUUCAUGAGAUGGAAUAGAUGUAAUUGGGAAAUCGAAUCUUCUGACGGAUCGAUCCAAUUCAAUUCCAGAAUGUAUUUUGAUGAAUUACCCCAAAUUUUCCAUGAGAAUACUACCCCAGUAUUAUUGAAUAGGAAUGAAUCGGAAUUUAUAGAUAAUGAUUUAGAUAUUAUUGAACUGCCCAAUCGAGGAGAAGAUGGGAUGGAGAUGGAAAGGGAUAGAUUAGCCGAUGACGAACAAGUGAAAACAUGGGGACAAUCGAAAUUAUAUGGGAUUGAUAGAUGUAUUUUAGAGGUGAUCAAUUCUAAUGGUUGUAUUUCAUCAGUUACUAUUUAUUAA